AUGACAAAGAAUUUAAAAUCUCCAUUAACGUCUUCAGAAUCUGAAACAUGUAUUUCACAGUCUUUGAAUGAUAUUGUUUUACCAGAUGCAACAGAGAGUACAUCAUUAAUACAAGAACUGGCAUCAACAAAUACAGGCAUGCUAAUACCAGACCUCACAACAGCUGCAGCAGCUUACACGACACAGAUAACAAGUCCAUUUUUAAAUGCUAUGACAAAUGUUUCAAGUCACUCAGAAACAACAGCUCUUGCAAAUAUUAAAAAUAUUGCAAAAAGUAGAAAAACGUCUGUAGCAGCAACACAAGAGUUUCUCACAAUAAAAGCUACAGAACGUUUGUUACCUACAGACCACAUGACAAGUAAUGCCAACUCUCCAUCUGUAACACCGAUAAAAAAAUUCUGUGCUUAUCACAUGACACUGCCACCUGUUGUACGUCGAGGCAAGUCAGUUGCACAAAUGUUGAUUAGAGCUUCAACCUGCAUGACAUCUUCAUCAAAUACAGUAGCAAACAAGACGGUAUCAAACAGCAUAGAACAAUUGACGUCUCGUCUAACAGCACCAGCUGUACCACAAACUAAUGACCCGACUGCGCCCUGGACAACAUCAUCCAAACCUCAAAUAAUGUCGGGUUCAACACAUAGCACGACUUCAGCUUCAAAUGUAGCACCAUACACGAAUUUAAUGUUACCACCACAAAACAUUCCUUUGACAUUGUCGUUGGCACCGUACACCACUGUGCAAUCGGCACCACAAUUCUCAGCGCCAUCGCAAGCCGUUUAUGCAUCGCCUCUGACUGCCAUCAUGACAACACAAGCCUCCACGUUUGUGCCAACCCCUCAGGCGACAUCAUUGGGUGCUACAUUUAUGUCAUCUCCUGUACCGACAUACUUGCUGUCUUCAUCAUUGAGCAGCAUGGCAGUUCCAACAGCCACACAGUCUGAGGUAAAUCUAGUCCCGUAUACAACAGACAUGAUAACACCAGCAGGCAUGUAUCCCCGAUCAACAGAGGAAACACACUUGGAUACUUCGAGUUCUCACUUCAAAACACCAACUGCUAAACGAAAAAUAGCUCCAAAAGCUAAUUUAAAAACACCAGAUAUAGAUAGAAAAACACCAGAUAUAGAUAGAAAAACACCAGAUGUAGAUAGAAAAACACCAGAUGUAGAUAGAAAAACACCAGAUAUAGAUAGAAAAACACCAGAUGUAGAUAGAAAAACACCAGAUAUAGAUAGAAAAACACCAGAUGUAGAUAGAAAAACACAAGAUAUAGAUAGAAAAACACCAGAUGUAGAUAGAAAAACACCAGAUAUAGAUAGAAAAACACCAGAUGUAGAUAGAAAAACACCAGAUAUAGAUAGAAAAACACCAGAUAUAGGAAAAACUAGGAAAAGAACAUAUUCAAAACGAAACAUGAACGUUUAUUGA
Molecule: messenger RNA, 1425 nt
Organism: Biomphalaria glabrata
Lineage: Eukaryota; Metazoa; Mollusca; Gastropoda; Planorbidae
Product: mucin-2-like
Exons: 1
Coding region: 1-1425 (474 amino acids)
Biological process (GO): regulation of RNA splicing
Cellular component (GO): nucleus; cytoplasm
Source: RefSeq, a predicted model, not a curated record